Molecule: messenger RNA, 2597 nt
Organism: Bemisia tabaci
Lineage: Eukaryota; Metazoa; Arthropoda; Insecta; Hemiptera; Aleyrodidae
Gene: Atg9
Product: autophagy-related protein 9
Biological process (GO): autophagy of mitochondrion; reticulophagy; protein localization to phagophore assembly site
Cellular component (GO): autophagosome; phagophore assembly site
Source: RefSeq, a predicted model, not a curated record
GUUUUCUUCGCAGAGACAGCACAAUGGCUAACCUUCAAACCCUUGUAUGUGGAUAACAUUGGGAUUUUUACUGAAACAAAAGUUAUGAAGUCAAGAAACACUUUUACUCUGUAAGCAUCUUGUCAUUAUUUUGUGUAAAAUUACACGUUCAUUGUGAAAUUACCUGUGUUUCCCACUUGUUCAAGUGAGCCAUGGACACCAAGACUCAAUUUGAAAACUUCUCUCCUCUCUGCUAGUAGACAGUGUUUGGUGCAACAAAUUGAAGUGAUGCGGCAAGAUGAUGGAAGCUCAGUAUCAGGCUCUGGGUGCGGAUGGGGAAGACGAUCUUCCCCACGACAUUGGAGUCAUGAUACACGUUGUGCCUGAAACAGGAAGAGCGGCACGAUGGAAUCAUGUAGACGAUUUGGAUUCAUUCUUCAUUCGAACGUACCUGUACCAUCAGAAGCAUGGAUUUGCAUGCAUGAUGCUACAGGAGACCCUCGAGCUCCUUCAGUUCAUAUUUGUUCUAGUCUUCUCAAUAUUUCUCUUUCACUGUGUAGAUUAUCCUGUUUUGUUCAGAGAUAAAAUAAAACCAUCUAAAAAUGGAACGGAAAAGAUCUCAUUAGGUGAUGCAAUUUUACCAACAGACCAAUGUGUGGCCAGUUUUGGGUUUCUCACAUGGUCAUAUUUCCUCAUCACAAUCCUGUUUUGGAUUCUGCGUGUCAUAAAAGUCCUCUAUCAUAUGUUCCAAUAUUGGGAUAUCAAAGCAUUCUAUAAUUCAGCUCUAAAAAUUGAAGAUAAUAAUUUGGACAAUCUGACUUGGCAUGAAGUCCAACAAAAAAUCCGUGAAGUGCAGCUCAAACAACAAAUGUGUAUCCACAAAAAAGAUCUCUCUGAACUGGACAUCUACCAUCGCAUCCUCCGUUUUAAGAACUAUCUGGUCGCAAUGGUUAACAAGUCUCUGUUGCCAGUUCGCUUCAACCUUCCUAUAAUCGGUGAAGUUGUAUUUCUCUCACAUGGUUUAAAGUACAACAUAGAACUCCUUCUUUUUUGGGGACCUUGGGCUCCAUUCCAGAACAAUUGGCACUUGAAAGAAGACUAUAAAAAAGUCAAUAAACGCCAUGAGCUUGCGACUAAACUUUCAAAACACAUUUUUUGGGUUGCCAUCAUUAACUUUCUGCUCUCCCCCAUUGUGUUACUCUGGCAGGUCCUUUAUUCAUUUUUCAACUACGCUCAAAUCAUCCGGCGUGAACCAGGAACCCUUGGCUCACGCUGUUGGUCACUCUAUGGUAAGUUCUACUUACGCCAUUUCAACGAAUUGGAUCAUGAGCUGAAUGCAAGGCUCAACCGUGCUUAUCGCCCUGCUUCAAAAUACAUGAGCAUUUUCACCUCACCUCUCAUGACCGUUAUUGCCAAAAAUGUUGUUUUCAUAUCUGGGUCUAUUUUAGCUGUACUGCUUGUUCUUACAGUUUAUGACGAAGAUGUUAUAGCAGUUGAACAUGUUUUAACUAUAAUGACAAUUCUAGGGUCAGUUGUAGCAGGGUUCCGAUCAUUCAUACCAGAUGAAAAUUUAGUUUGGUGCCCAGAAAACUUAAUGACUGCCAUUCUGGCGCAAGCCCACUACUUGCCAGAACAUUGGAGGGGUCAAGCUCAUACGACCCGAGUUCGUGAUGAAUUCGCGCAGCUUUUUCAGUACAAAGCAGUUUUUCUGCUCAUGGAGUUACUGUCGCCUGUUGUGACUCCCUUCAUUCUUUGCUUCUAUUUCCGAAACAGAGCUCUUGAUAUUGUCGACUUUUUCCGUAAUUUCACUGUGGAGGUGGUUGGUGUUGGAGAUGUGUGCUCUUUUGCGCAAAUGAACGUUCAGAAACAUGGAAACCCAACAUGGCAGGUGGCACAAACUGGACAGACAGCGUCUGUCAUUGUCAAUGACCAGUAUAACCAAGCCGAAGAUGGGAAGACGGAAUUGUCCCUUGUACAUUUUACCGUCACAAAUCCCAACUGGCAAUUGCCUGCUGAGGCUCAACAUUUUGUCACAACAGUCAAAUCUCAAGUUCGACGUGAUGCCAACCUUCUAAACAACGAAAUGAUUCAAGCAGCGCAAAUCCCAGAAUAUUACGGAGUAGAUAACUCCUUGUCAUCCUUGGGGAUUGGGCCUAGUGCCAUGUUACUGCGACCAAGUGUAGAUUCAUUACUUUGCAGAAGUAUGUCGCAGCAGUGCAAAGGUGCCUCUAGGGCAGAAGGCCCACAACAGUCAAUAAUAAUGAACUAUCAGGAAGGACAAGAGAGAUCUGAUGACCAACCAACUGAUUUAGCCAUGAGCCUAAGUACAUUAUAUCUUCAUGAACUACACCACAAGCAGAAGAAUCAGUCCAAUACCAGGCGUAGGAUGCAGCAUCAAGGUGCAUCAGCAUCCUCUGAUCUCAUGACAAAUCCGCGCCUACAAGUUCAAGAAAGCACGCCACUCCUUCACAAUUCUCCGAGAAAGUCAUAAUUUUAAUUCUUACCUUUUAACUGUAAUUUUCAUCAAAAUGUACAAAGUUGUGUACAUACUCUUUCUCUUCAUUUUUGUGUAACAUAAUUCCUUUCAAAUAAAAAAUAAUGAUUUGUAAUUUUUUUAA